AAAUAUAUUGGAGAUUGGUCACUUGGCAAAACCAUUGGUGAAGGAAGCUCUGGAAAGGUCAAAUUGGCUGAAAAUAUUGUCACAGGAGAAAAGUCAGAUCUACACUCGCUAGGCUCUGAUGCACUUGGUAAAAUAUACAAGCGUGAACUCUACAUGAUUCGUGAAGCUGCACUUGGAGCAAUGCUAGAUCAUCCAAAUAUUGUAAAACUUCAUUCUGCUGUUUUGGGAGAAAACCACUUUUAUUGCUUUUUUGAGCAUAUUGUUGGAGAAGAUCUAGUUGAUUAUAUUACACGAUGUGGCCGAAUCAAAGAAACUCCUGCUCGUGGUAUAUUUCGACAGGUUCUUUCUGCAAUUGACUAUGCUCAUCGCAACUAUGUAGUUCAUCGUGAUAUCAAGCUGGAAAAUAUCAGAUACAAUGAAAAAACAGGAAUGGUCAAGCUUCUUGAUUUUGGAUUUGCAACCUUUCAUACAGAAAAAGACAUGCUUUUGACUAAUUGUGGAAGUCCGUGCUAUGCUGCUCCCGAGAUCUAUGACAACAAGCCAUAUCAUGGACCAGAAGUGGAUAUAUGGUCACUUGGUGUUUGUUUAUAUGGUAUGAUUACUGGAUCGCUUCCAUUUGACGGUCCCACUUUUAGACUACUCGCUUCACGUGUUCGUGCUGGAAAAAUCACUUUUCCAAACUACGUAUCUGAAAGUGCAGAGAAUUUGAUUACUUCUAUGUUGACGGUGAUACCACGAAAGCGCGCUACUCUUGAGCAUGUUUUACAACAUCCAUGGGUC
Batrachochytrium dendrobatidis JAM81 is the source of this 780-nucleotide messenger RNA. RefSeq lists its product as uncharacterized. Gene Ontology annotation, molecular function: protein serine/threonine kinase activity; tau-protein kinase activity; ATP binding. The transcript is spliced from 4 exons. Gene Ontology annotation, cellular component: cytoplasm. Gene Ontology annotation, biological process: intracellular signal transduction; microtubule cytoskeleton organization; protein phosphorylation. Lineage: Eukaryota; Fungi; Chytridiomycota; Chytridiomycetes; Rhizophydiales. The record is from RefSeq and is a predicted model, not a curated record. The annotation marks the transcript as partial.